Molecule: messenger RNA, 4308 nt
Organism: Hippocampus comes (tiger tail seahorse)
Lineage: Eukaryota; Metazoa; Chordata; Actinopteri; Syngnathiformes; Syngnathidae
Gene: mpi
Product: mannose phosphate isomerase
Exons: 8
Coding region: 71-1339 (422 amino acids)
Biological process (GO): GDP-mannose biosynthetic process; carbohydrate metabolic process
Cellular component (GO): cytosol
Molecular function (GO): mannose-6-phosphate isomerase activity; zinc ion binding
Source: RefSeq, a predicted model, not a curated record
UUUUAAACCGAAAGGCUCUGGAAAAGUGCGUGACGUCACCGGCCGAGAAACAGCUCGCGGGGUCGCCGUCAUGGAGGAAGUAAGAGUGUUUCCACUGGCCUGUGCAGUGCAGAACUAUGCGUGGGGAAAGGUGGGCCUGGACAGCGAAGUGGCCAAACUGGUGCUCGGCGGGGACGCGUUAGCCGUCAUCCAGGAUGGCAAACCUUAUGCCGAGCUGUGGAUGGGCGCCCACCCGAAGGGUGACGCCCAGAUCAAAGACAAUCGGAUCGCGCAGACCACCCUGGGUCAGUGGAUCGCCCACUUCCCAGCGUGCCUGGGCUCCAAGGUCAAGGACACCUUUCAGGGCCAGCUGCCCUUCCUCUUCAAAGUCCUCUCCGUCAACACCGCCUUGUCCAUACAGGCUCACCCCAACAGGGAGUUAGCCGCUCGUCUCCACGCUCAGUUUCCGGAACACUACCCGGACGACAACCACAAGCCAGAGAUGGCCAUCGCGCUCACGCACUUCCAGGGCCUCUGCGGCUUCAGGCCAGUGGAGGAGAUCCUCGGAUUCCUCCAAUCCGUACCGGAGUUCCGCGCUCUGGUGGGCAACGAAGCGGCUCAGGAGCUGCGGGGCAGCGCGGGCGACACGGGCCGUGCCAGGCGGGCGCUGAAGAAGUGCUUCACCAGGAUGAUGAUCUGUGAGAAGAAAGUGUUUGUGGAUCAACUCAACAUGCUGGUCAAGAGAGUCACUGAAGAAGGCGCGGCAGGCAAGGAUACAGCGAGCAGUAAUGGCGAGCUGCUGCUCCGCCUCCAUUCGCAAUACCCCGGCGACAUCGGCUGCUUCUCCAUCUACUUCCUCAAUCACGUACUCUUGGAUCCCAACCAGGCCAUGUUCCUUGGAGCGAAUGAACCUCACGCUUACCUGCACGGAGAUUGUAUCGAGUGCAUGGCGUGCUCCGACAACACGGUAAGAGCCGGCCUGACCCCAAAAUACAUCGACGUCAACACGCUUUGCGAGAUGCUCAACUACAGCCCGAGCCCUUCCGCCGCCAAGAUUUUCCCACCAGUUCAGGACGCCUCGGACCCUUGCGUCACCGUCUACGACCCCCCUGUGCCGGACUUCACCGUCAUGAGGAUACAUGUGCCAGCUUCCAUGAAGCAGUACACACUGGCGCCCGUCGACAGCGCCAGCAUCCUGCUGGUCAUCGAAGGCGACGCCAGCGCCACCUCGGCCGCCGCGCUGUCUGACAUCAGCCUGAGGCGGGGCACGGUUUUGUUUGUGUCGGCCAACGAGAGCGUGUUGAUGCACGUCACCUCCCCGUCGGGUGUGACCAUGUUUCGGGCCUGCUGCCUCCUGUAGUGGGACUCGUGCGUACGUGUGCGUGGGUCCGUGGGAGAUGACGAUUGUUGUAAUUUUGAGACUCGGACGGUAGCUUCCUUAAUGCAAAUCUUUUGUCGGGUGCUUAGAAGAAAGCAACCACAUGGAAAAGAACCACUUGCACAAUGGUUCAAUCACUUCAACCUUAACGCUAACGCUUACGCCGGGGGUGUCCAAACUACAGUCGGGGGGCUUUUUGUAGCCUGCUGCCUAUUUUUCAGCAGAUCUACUAAAAAUCUCAUUUGACUCGGCCUGUAAUGCUCUUUAAAAAAAAAAAAAAAAAUCAGUGCGAGGGCUGGUGACGCCGAAAUCCCACAUCUCGCCUGAGUUACCAAGCACCGCAUCGUUGCCCUUCUAUUGCUGUCAAUCAUCAUCGCACCCUAAACAUCAACGCAACACCACCCCAAAAUCAUUCGCUACUAUAUAACGGUUUAAAAAAAAAAAGAGAAAAUCUCUUCCGCUAUAAUCGAUUACAACGGUAAGUCGUGUCAGCAGCGCGUCUGCGCUCACUGCGACUCUCUGACGAGUUGGCCAAAAGUACAGGUUGGAAUACACGCAAAUGAAUCAUCUUCGCUGGCCAGACUUUCCUCGGCUCACCGGUUCCUUCUGCGCCAAAGCAUUGCCGCCUCCCGUUUCAAAUGCAGCUCGCCUCAUUAUUUCCACUCGUCGUAUAAAUACGACGAAUUGCUUGAGGAAGGCGUUUUGGCAAGUCAAAAAAUGGCCCCUGGCAUCCCUUGGACACCCCUGGUUUAAGCGAUUCAAAUCUGGGGAGGUGGGACGUUGGAAAUACAGUACUGCAAUCUACUUUGUCCGACUCCGGGCUGACGGAGAUCAGCGGGUAGCUGCCGAAAGUGAGAAGAUGCUUGAUGAAGGAGGCGUUAUUCUCACCGGGCGUCCCUCACAAUAUGGUGAAAAGCACAUUUGGGUGACUUAGGGACCUCGACCUUUUCACUUCACGUCAAACAGGGUUGAUUCGUAUCUUUUUCUUUUAUCUUUUUUUCUUGGUGGAUGUUUGCUUCAUGUUCACGGUGAAGGGACACACGGGGUUGGUCCUGCUGAGUGUAAACUACCUACAGACCAAGGCGCAAUGCCGGAACAGGAUCACAACAGUACUGAUUGGGUCCGCAUCACUUCCAUUGGGAGAAAUGCGGCAACAUUGACAUUGGUGCGGAAUGCACACGUAGCUUUCGAGUGCAAUAUGAGACGUAAGUGGUGCAAAAUUCUCAAACGUAUUCACACUGGUGCCAAAAUGGGAAACGUAACGAAUAUGACAUUAACGCUGAAAGAGGUUGAACCACGAAAAGAAUCAUUCACAGUGGUGGCCAAAUUAUGCUCCAAGAUGUUAGCAUUACGCGAGUCGUAAUUAUGAUGUUGACAAUUAUGUACAUUUGCCUAAAACAAGAAGCUAUAGGAAUACAGAUCGAUGCUGAUGAAACGAACUCAUUUUUCACGCCAGCGUCAAAAGUGAAAAUGACAACCGGCGCAGGAAAUGCUGCAAACCUGCGAGUGCAAAAUGCGGACUAAUAUUUUAAACAACAGCGUGAAAAGAUUGGAAACUGCGGAACAUGCUCAAAAUAUUCCAAUCGUGUAAAAACAUGUUAACCGAUGAGGAAUGCAGAAUGGCCUCGUGCGGAAAUGCGUGCAUGCAGAAUGCGGCGAUAUUUACUGGACGACAAAACGCGCAAUCGUCCGAACUGUGGACGCUCUACUAUUUGUACACUGUUCCAGUUGGCUCAUAUAACCUUGUUUGUCCACGGAGAGUUGAUGAGAUGCUUGACGCAUGUCUCAUACGUGGAUGUUUGGAUGACUAUACUGACAAGUGACGACUGCUCGCGACCUGAAUACUUCCUGUUCAAAAUCGUCUUGUACACUGGAACCUCCAAAGUGGAACACACACACAUAUAGUAUAUAAGUAAAAACUGCCGAGCAGCCACACUGUUUUGUGCUGGCUCCCAUGUCACUCACCAGGCCACGCCCCUCCCUCUAAAGCCACACGCGCUCAAAGUCACAGAUACCGCAGUGUGGAAUGUGAAGGUGGUCGACCUCAAUAAUUCCUGCGCUUCUAGUUCACCUUCUGUUAAGUCAUGCAAAAAGAUUUUUUAAUCCGAUUGAUCCGCGGCAUCAUCGAUUCUAGAAAUAUUUGCUGGCCGCAGACCUCAUUUUAACAUUUUAAACCGUGAUGCGAGUGUAAAUAAUAAUAAUGCUCACCGUUUCACAGGAAUAACGUUCUGUAUUGGUCAAGGUUCUCUGGUCAAUGUCCCAGUUCUAUGGUUAUCAUCACGUGCUUCCUCUUCGGGGGUUCUACUGUAUAAACAAAAAAAAAAAGGAAAAAUGAAUUCAGGAUAUAUUUGCUAUUGUAGAACAAAUCCAACAAAGCAUGAGCAACAAGAGCAAAAGUUGAUGAAGUGUCAGAACAAAUGCUGCGCCAAGUUUUCGAGUUUUCGUUUUGAACGUUUUGUAUAUUUUGUCCUCGUCGAAACCUGCAAACGUGAGACGGGACUUGAUGUGUUCUUGAAGUUUUUGCCAUUCCGAUCAUUCCGUUCUACUUCCUGUGACCAACGGCCAAGGAAUGCACUUUGUUCCAAUGAUCUCAAAGUUUGUAUUUCACGGGUGGCGUCGCUUUUGAUCAUCGGUGUAUCAUUUCACAUGCGCCGACCGUGUCCGCCGAAAGGUUUCUCUUGCAUUGUUUGAUGAGCAAAGGGGUCAUGGAACUUCAAGUUACUGCUGGAGCGUCUUCCAUUGUAUCUUCGCUUUUCAUUGAGUCACCAUUCCAGUUUGCACUUUGCACGCACAAAGGAGAGUUGAGUUUUUGUUUUGUGAGUGUUGUUGCUGUUGUAGACGUUAAUCCCUCCAUGGUUGUGAGAAUUUUGGAGCGGGGCCUUGCUGUAGCAUGGGAAUGGCAAAAAAAAUUGUCAAUGUCAAAAUGGUUCAAUAAAAGCUUUGUCCUGUCA